Messenger RNA from Cavenderia fasciculata, 858 nucleotides. RefSeq lists its product as uncharacterized. Gene Ontology annotation, molecular function: S-adenosylmethionine-dependent methyltransferase activity. The transcript has 3 exons. The coding region runs from base 1 to 858 and encodes 285 amino acids. The record is from RefSeq and is a predicted model, not a curated record. NCBI's taxonomy places the organism in Eukaryota, Evosea, Eumycetozoa, Acytosteliales, Cavenderiaceae.
AUGACAACACCAAUAUCAACAGAAGUGAUUCAAAAGAAAUGGGAUAGAUUUAGUUCAGUGUUUCAGUUCUAUAAUGAACCACAGACAUUACCAGUAUGUCACAUUCUAUUGUCAAACCUUAGAUUAAACCUAAGAAGUUUGACACCACCCAAAGCAAUCUUGGAGGUUGCAUGUGGUGCUGGAGCAGGCAGCAGUCUCGCACUGUCGAUGAAGCAUGACUCUACAAGCUUGACAUCGGUCGAUCUUUCAAAUGAGAUGGUUGAACUCACAAAAAAGAGAACUGGUGUUGCAGUCGACAAGGACGGUGACGAAUCGAGAAAGUUCAAGGUACUCCAAGUCGACGCUGAGAAGUUGCCAUUUGCCGACUCUACAUUUGACAGAUAUUUUGCCAACUAUUGCUUGCAUCUUGUAGCAGACCCAGUACAAACUCUCAAGGAAACACUUCGUGUCUUGGAAAAGGGUGGUAUUGCUUGUUUCUCGGUUUGGGGUCGUCCUCAAAACAGCAACCAAUUCACCAUCACCAAAAGUAUUGCAGAGUCUAUCGGUGUACCAAAUUUCCCCCACUCUGAACGUUCUGCUUUCCAUCUCAACGAUAUCGAUCAUCUAAGAAAGAUGGUUUUAGAUGCAGGAUUUUCAAGUUGUCUUGGUGGUUAUACUUACAAUAAUGCAUUAAUUUUAAAUGGUAAAGAAUAUGUUGAAGUAUUUUUCUCUGGUCCAGAUUUCCAAGAUUAUUUCAAAUCACUUCCAAUUGAUAUACAACAAGAAUGGGUUUCAAAGGUUGAAAGUCAUGUUGAUGAAUUAUUACAAUCAGGAAAAAUGGUUGGUUUGGAAACUGCAUAUGUCGUUUGUGUUAAAUAA